Pogonomyrmex barbatus (red harvester ant) is the source of this 796-nucleotide messenger RNA. RefSeq names its product gustatory receptor for sugar taste 43a. Lineage: Eukaryota; Metazoa; Arthropoda; Insecta; Hymenoptera; Formicidae. Gene Ontology annotation, biological process: sensory perception of taste; chemosensory behavior; male courtship behavior. The record is from RefSeq and is a predicted model, not a curated record. Gene Ontology annotation, cellular component: neuronal cell body; axon; dendrite.
UUAUAGACUGAUUUUUAUAAAUAGACAAAAUAAUUGGAAUAUUAUAUAUUACAGUUUAUGCCUAUUGACAUGUCUGAUUGGCGCCGAGAUCUGGGGUUACUGGCGCGAUUUAAAAGAUGGAUGGGAACAUAGUACCCGACUUAAAUCGCAAAACGCAAUAAUUGUCACUACCAGCGACGUCGUGGGUGUAAUGAGUCUCACAGCUGCUUCUAUAAUUGGUUCGAUUCUGUGCUGGAAACACGUGCAAACCAUCAUCGAUAAACUAAUCGAUUGCGACGAGAAGUUGGGGAUUGUUUCGCCGAAGAAGAUUCGGCGAUACACAAUCCUCUUGACGCUGAGCAGCCUCUUUUAUUCCAUUCUCAUCUCGGGUCUUGAUAUCUACACAUGGAAUUAUGAAGUGAAGCUGAAUAAGAAAAUGAAUGACAAAGGUCCGAUCAAUUACGUCCCUCUAUAUUUCAUGUAUAUUGUCAUCAUCAUGAUGGAAGUCCAGUACGCUAUUGCUACGUACAAUGUGUCCCAGAGGUUUUAUAGACUCAAUAAGAGUCUAGCGAAUAUCCUUAAGAGUGGCAAGAUUACAGACCAGUUCAGAAAGGAUCUUGGAUUAGCUGGUGACUUUCAUAAUCAAGGCCAAUUCGCUACAUAUAUUCGGCAAAACAUGGAAAGUACACGAAUGUUUCGAAAAUCGAAGAUCAUAGAUUCUUCUGUCACAAAUGGUAUAAUCCCAUAUUAUGUAUCUAGAAAUAUAUUCAAAUUUCUAAUUUUUUUCAAUUUUUCUACCAUGUUUAUGAAACAAUAA